CGUCCCCCUCACGUCAGUUUAUGGUAAAUCCAUGUCCACUCCUGCUGUACCGAAGACGUCUAUCGGCUUUAUAAUCCGACGUGAAAACUGGGAUGCUGGGGGAUCCGUGAAGCCGGGGGCUCCUGGGCAUGGUUCUGGCACCACCAGGCAAUGAAUGUUGUAACUCGUCUGUAUUUUUUCAUUAAGAGUAAAUACGCAGCAGUACCGUCCGCACGAGAGAGGUUCUUCUGUUAAAUUUUACCCGUUUUUUUUUUUUUUUUUUUUUUUUUUUCUUGAAAUACAUUCUUUGACGCUUGAGAAGAAGCACCGGCAGCAGCCACAGGGAGCAGAACUAACACGCCGCGGCCGCUUGACAGGUGCCGUCGGCCGGCUCUGUGUGGAGAGAUGCCGCCCGUCCAGAGAACGGUGUCUGAUCUUCGUACCCGGUCGGAGGGAUAUGAAAAGACGGAGGACACGUCAGAAAAGACGGCCUUAGCUGACCAAGAAGAUGCACGACUGAUAUACCUCAACCAGCCGCAGUUCACCAAGUUUUGCAACAAUCGAGUCAGCACAGCCAAAUACAAUGUCCUCACCUUCCUUCCCCGGUUCCUCUACUCGCAGUUCAGGAGGGCAGCCAAUGCCUUCUUUCUCUUCAUUGCACUGUUGCAGCAAAUACCAGAUGUGUCUCCCACUGGUCGCUGGACCACACUGGUGCCACUGCUAUUCAUCCUGGUGGUGGCUGCUGUCAAGGAGUUCAUUGAGGAUCUGAAACGCCACAAUGCUGACAGUGUUGUCAACCGAAAGGAAUGUCAAGUACUGAGGAACGGUGCCUGGGAGAUUGUGCACUGGGAGAAGUUGGCUGUCGGGGAAGUAGUCAGAGCUGCAAAUGGGGAUCACCUCCCGGCUGACCUCGUCAUACUGUCGUCCAGUGAACCACAGGGUAUGUGCUACAUCGAAACAUCGAACUUGGAUGGAGAAACGAACCUGAAAAUCCGACAGGGUCUCCAAAUGACCGCUGAAAUAAAGGACAUCGACAGCCUGAUGCGUCUCUCUGGGCGGAUGGAGUGCGAGAGCCCGAACCGCCAUCUGUACGAGUUUGUUGGGAACAUCCGCCUGGAUGGACACAGUACAAUGCCACUGGGUCCAGACCAGAUCUUACUGAGAGGAGCCCAGCUGAGGAACACUCAGUGGAUUCAUGGUGUGGUGGUCUACACUGGACAUGACACAAAGCUCAUGCAGAAUUCCACUCGGCCUCCUCUGAAGCUGUCCAACGUGGAGCGUAUCACCAACUUUCAGAUCCUUGUGCUGUUUGGCUGCCUGCUGGCCAUCUCUCUGGUUUGCUCCAUUGGCCAAACCAUCUGGAAGUACCAGUACGGCAAUGAUGCCUGGUACAUGGAUCUCAACUCUCCAGAUGGCGGGGCGGCUAACUUUGGCCUCAACUUCCUCACCUUCAUCAUCCUGUUCAACAACCUGAUCCCCAUCAGUCUCCUGGUCACACUGGAGGUUAUCAAGUUCAUCCAAGCCUUUUUCAUCAACUGGGACACUGAUAUGCUCUAUGAGCCCACAAACACACCUGCCAUGGCUCGCACCUCCAACCUGAAUGAAGAACUCGGCCAGGUGAAAUACAUUUUCACUGAUAAGACGGGGACCCUCACCUGCAACGUGAUGCAGUUCAAGAAGUGCACCGUCGCUGGAGUGGCCUACGGCCACGUCCCUGAGGCUGAGGAGGGUAGUUUUGCAGAGGACGACUGCCACAGCACACACUCAUCGGAAGAGGAGGGAUUUAAUGACUCAAGCUUACUGGAAAACCUCCAAAGUAAUCACCCUACAGCUGCUGUCAUCCUGGAGUUCAUGACCAUGAUGGCCACCUGUCACACUGCAGUCCCCGAGCGCAUAGAUGGAAAAAUAAGCUACCAGGCUGCAUCUCCAGAUGAAGGAGCUCUGGUGAGAGCAGCACAGACCCUCGGCUUUGUGUUUUCUGGUCGUACCCCAGACAGCGUCAUUGUGCAGAUGCCUGGAACAGAGGAGAAAUACGAACUACUUCAUGUCCUGGAGUUUACAAGCACGAGGAAGAGGAUGUCAGUCAUCAUGCGCACCCCAUCUGGGAAAAUCCGCCUCUACUGCAAAGGAGCUGACACAGUGAUCUAUGACCGCUUGGCAGACAGCUCGAGGUACAAAGAGAUCACAUUGAAGCACCUGGAACAGUUUGCUACUGAGGGGCUUCGCACUCUGUGCUUUGCAGUGGCGGACGUCAGUGAGUCGUCCUAUCAGCAGUGGCUGGAGAUCCACCACAGAGCCUGCACUUCCCUGCAGAACAGAUCCCUGAAACUGGAGGAGAGCUAUGAACUGAUAGAGAAGAACCUGCAGCUGCUCGGGGCCACAGCGAUAGAGGACAAGCUCCAGGAUAAGGUGCCUGAGACCAUUGAGACUUUGAUGAAAGCGGACAUCAAGAUCUGGAUCCUGACGGGGGACAAACAGGAGACAGCCAUUAACAUUGGACAUUCCUGUAAACUACUGACCAAGAACAUGGGUAUGCUCGUGAUCAAUGAAGACACCCUUGAUAGAACAAGGGAAACGCUCAACCAUCACUGUGGCAUGCUGGGAGAUGCCCUCUACAAGGAGAACGACUUUGCUCUCAUUAUUGACGGGAAGACUCUCAAAUACGCCCUUACAUUCGGAGUGCGACAGUACUUCUUGGACCUCGCCCUGUCUUGUAAAGCUGUCAUAUGCUGCAGAGUAUCUCCUCUUCAGAAAUCAGAGGUGGUGGAAAUGGUAAAGAAACAAGUGAAGGUGAUCACGCUGGCCAUCGGUGACGGCGCUAACGACGUGGGAAUGAUCCAGACCGCUCAUGUCGGUGUGGGAAUCUCAGGCAACGAGGGUCUGCAAGCGGCAAACUCCUCUGACUACUCUAUUGCCCAGUUCAAAUACUUGAAGAAUCUGCUGCUUGUCCACGGAGCCUGGAAUUACAACCGCGUAGCCAAGUGUAUCCUGUACUGCUUCUACAAGAAUAUUGUCCUCUACAUCAUUGAGAUCUGGUUUGCGUUCGUCAAUGGCUUCUCAGGGCAAAUCCUAUUUGAACGCUGGUGCAUCGGCUUGUACAACGUGAUCUUCACUGCUCUGCCUCCUCUCACUCUGGGAAUAUUUGAGCGCUCUUGCAGGAAAGAGAAUAUGCUGAAAUACCCAGAACUCUACAAAACCUCCCAGAAUGCUAUGGGCUUCAAUACAAAGGUCUUCUGGGCCCAUUGUCUGAACGGCCUCUUCCACUCCGUCAUCCUCUUCUGGUUCCCCCUUAAAGCCUUCCAGCAUGAUACAGUUUUUGGCAACGGAAGAACUCCAGACUAUCUCCUCUUAGGCAACAUGGUUUACACAUUUGUGGUCAUCACAGUUUGUCUUAAAGCCGGCCUUGAGACCUCUUCCUGGACCAUGUUCAGUCACAUCGCCAUUUGGGGGAGCAUCGGCCUGUGGGUGGUGUUUUUCAUUAUCUACUCCUCCCUGUGGCCCCUCAUCCCUCUGGCUCCCGACAUGUCAGGAGAGGCGGAGAUGAUGUUCUCUUCGGGAGUCUUCUGGACGGGCCUGGUCUUCAUCCCAAUCACCUCGCUGGCCUUUGACGUGGCCUACAAAGUGGUGAAGAAAGUGUGUUUCAAGACCCUGGUGGAUGAGGUGCAGGAGCUGGAGGCUUUGUCCAAAGACCCUGGAGCAGUGGUGCAUGGAAAGAGUUUGACGGAGAGGGCCCAGCUUCUGAAGAACGUCUUCAAGAAGAGCACCGUCAGUUUGUACCGGUCUGAGUCCAUGCAGCAGAACCUGCUCCAUGGCUACGCCUUCUCUCAAGACGAGAACGGAGUGGUGUCUCAGUCUGAUGUCAUCAGAGCGUACGACACCACCAAAGAGAGGACCAACGAGUGGUGAGCCGCCGGCCCUCUGGUCGGCCAAUCCGGAGCCACAACAGCCGUUUCUACUGGCGAUAUUUGAAGCUUAGC
Messenger RNA from Cyclopterus lumpus (lumpfish), 3956 nucleotides. RefSeq names its product ATPase phospholipid transporting 8A1 (gene atp8a1). The coding region runs from base 385 to 3885 and encodes 1166 amino acids. Lineage: Eukaryota; Metazoa; Chordata; Actinopteri; Perciformes; Cyclopteridae. Gene Ontology annotation, biological process: phospholipid translocation. The transcript has 38 exons. Gene Ontology annotation, molecular function: ATP binding; ATP hydrolysis activity; ATPase-coupled intramembrane lipid carrier activity. Gene Ontology annotation, cellular component: plasma membrane. The record is from RefSeq and is a predicted model, not a curated record.